AUGGCUGACCAGUAUCCAACAAUAUUGUCCAGAGUCACAGCAACUAAGGAAUGCAUCCUACGGUGGAUUCAGGAUGGCGAUCAUAUCCGGUCUCCCCAAGAAGUGUUUGAGGAAGAGGCACAUUUCCUCGAGAACAGCAUUCAAAAAGACCGGGAUCUCAUGCAUUCCAGCGCCGAUCAUGAGCAGCUGAGUAGUGCAUUUGACAGAGCCGUACGAUGCAGUGGGCAAUUGAAGGAGCUACAAAUCAAUCAUGAAGCAACUGCCACCCAGAAGGAAGAAAGCUACCAGCAAAGCUUACAGACACAUCUGAGAAGCCUAGCCAAAGAAAUGGUAGACACACUAGGUAUAAGUUUAGUAGAGGAUGUCUUGCGAUCUACACGGGCGGAUUCUAGUAGCGCUCUCGAACCUAAUCCAGGCAGCGUUGCGACAAGUCCUACUCCAGUCUUUCGACCCGGGCGAAAGCGUGGGAGGCCCGCAUCCCCCGAAUGUGAAAUACCGCCACAGAGGCGGCAGCGGCGCGACAUAGAUCAGACAGAAGGAGAAUCGGCUGUUGGUAUUGGAAGCCGGCGAAAGCGCAAGGGCAUUGAAGCAAUCACUGACCCAACCCCCGGCGACAUCUACCUGGGCUACUGGCCUAAGUCGAGGAGCUGGUUGGCCGUCCUUCUCCUCCCCUUGGGCGACUUUACCGACAUCGGUUUAGAAGGCGCAAUCAAGGACACUGGUCUUUUGAACGAGAUCCCGCCAUGCUACAGAUAUAACAAACAUACCAAAAAGAUCUACGGGUGGCAACAUGACUUCGAGGAUAAAGGACCAUUGGUUCUCAAGCGACAAUUUCCUGUCAUGUUUUUUGACGACCAGAAAUCCCCAAAACGAGGUCCAGUUGGCUGGAUGGCUGCUAAGGACCUCAAGGAAUUCGAUCCUCAGGAUUCCAGUGUUCCUCUCAUCUCUAAUUCCCGGUCAGCACUAGAUUUCUAUGAGCUCCAUGGUGGAGCCAAGAAUCUCGAGACUCAACAAGAGAAAGAGACGUCAACUGCGAGCAACGGGAAUCAGGCGCGACAGCAAUUGGAAAACACGUCGAAGAGGAUCCAUACAGAAAGUCAUGCUAGUACCCCAUCUGAGGCGUGCAUGUCUUCUAUUACCGUUUCAGAUUCGGAAUCCGAUGACGAGGAGGAUAUGAGUGAUGGCUCUGAGGCUCAAGAUGUUGUUGAACCAGAAGAUGCUCCCCUAACUAUGCAUGAUGACGAAAACAGCCAAGAUUGCCAUCUAGACAUUCUAGAGAAUGAGAAUGACUUGGAUCACGAACAGGCUCCAAAUCCAGCACCAAUUAGUGCCUCGAGCCCUAAGGGUCUCACUGAGCACCCAACUGCCGAGGAAAAUCUAAGUAUUACAUUUGUUCCAACUACUGCCGCAGCAGAAGGGCAACAGGGGGACUUAGGUAGAAAUAAUAGCAGCACUAAAUCCAGACUCGAUAGUGAACCGAAUACCUCUGAAGGGGGCCAGCGGGAAGAUCCGACUGAAGGCAGCGACAGCACCGAGGAAAUGUCUCCUAUUGAUUUCAACUCUUCUAUAGCAGAGUGUGAAGAACAGAUGAUUGAUAACGAUACCAAUUUUGAUAAUAGGCUUUUCGCUAGUCCAGUCCUCUCUCCUACAGAGCGGCCAGAGGAGGUGAUAGGGAACGGUGACAGCAUUAGACCUCUGCAUUCUACGAAAACGCCCCCCCUCGAAUUGGAACAGCGAGGAAGUCUAGCUGAGAACGGGAGCGGUACUGGUUCCGGGGACUCUGUUAAUACAAGCUUCCCUAAAACACAACAACAACGGGCUCAGGACGAUAAUAGUGACAGGACUGUAGCUAGAGUCCCGAUUGCACCAGCUUUGCUAGUCAGAGAGGAGCAACCGAGCUCAUGUCCCACAAUACCUGCUCACUCGGCACUGACUCAGACGGCUGUUGGCGCUCUUGGUCUCUUGUCUCCCGAGGCCACAGCAUCAGAGCUAAAUAGUGCUCGACCACACUCAUCGUAUGGUGGAAUGCAGAUAGCACGGACUACAUCAAUAGAGACAGCGUCGGCAACGAAGGGCAUACAAGAUGUUACAGGCAAAACGGCCCAGGGGAACAGUGCUUCUAGCGAUGCUGAUGUCAACCAAGCCAUACAGUACGGCUCAAAAGAGCAUUUACCCAAGACACCAUUGCCUCCCAUGCAGGCUGCACCAUUACCUGCUAGCAUACAGUACAUAACAGGAACUCCUUGGAUCCUCGGCGGGGCCCAACAGCCACACACCCUCGGACCAGUUAUUCAACCAUAUAUGGGAACCCACGCGGGACUUCCCCGCUUGUCCUCGGGCUCUCAGACGGGUGGAUUAGGAUCUUCACCUGUUGGCCACAACGUGGCGCCGGGGAGCCCACGGCUCAACGCCUACAAGCCCACUACCCAUGCCCCGGGAUAUAGGCCUGAUCAACCCGGUGGCUCUGAAUAUCGCGGCUCACCAAUAUCUAUGCCGACAUCAUCUGUCAAGACCACGCAUAUAGGGAGAAACGUGCCUCAUCAGCCAGGCAGGCAACCGUCCCAUGAAGACAGCCAGGCCCCGACGGAGAAAUAUUACGAUAGGGCUACUCUCGAUGCCCAUCGGAAUAGUCGAGGGUGUAUCCCUGCCCUUAUUGCAGACAAGCUUUCAGCAGUUUAG
Molecule: messenger RNA, 2679 nt
Organism: Xylaria bambusicola
Lineage: Eukaryota; Fungi; Ascomycota; Sordariomycetes; Xylariales; Xylariaceae
Exons: 3
Coding region: 1-2679 (892 amino acids)
Source: RefSeq, a predicted model, not a curated record